AUGGGGUGGAACACACACGCUUCCGGGACCAAUGACCCUCCCGAGGUCCGCAACUGGAAGAUCCAUCUCAUCGCCCUGUUGGCUUCCAUGUCCGCCCUAGCCAUGGGCUACGACACGGCCGUCAUCGGCGGCACCAUGGCCCUCAACUCGUUCCGCGACGACUUCAAGCUCAACGAGCGGCCCCAGAACCAGAUCGACACCAUCCAGGGCAACAUUGUGUCCACCUUCCAGGCCGGCUGCUUCUUCGGCGCCCUCAUCACGUUCCCCUUUGCCGAGCGCCUGGGCCGUCGCCUCACCAUCUUCUGCGCCUCGCUCGUCUUCCUUCUCGGCGGCACCCUCAUGACCGCCGCGCGCGGCAACAUGAACCUCAUCAUCGCCGGCCGCGCCAUCGCCGGCCUCGGCAUCGGGUCCACCUCCAUGUGCGUCCCCGUCUACAUCUCCGAGACGGCACCGCCCUCCAUCCGCGGCCGCCUCGUCGGCAUCUUCGAGAUCGCCUCCCAGGGCGGCGGCAUGCUCGGCUUCUGGAUCAACUACGCCACCUCCCAGACCAUCCCGGACGCCUCCCUCGCCCAGUGGACCAUCCCCCUCGCCCUCCAGCUGCUGCCGGGUGUCCUCCUCGCCAGCGGCAUCUUCUUCUGCCCCGAGUCCCCCCGCUGGCUCGCCCGCAAGGACCGCUUCGACAAGGCCGAGUCCGUCCUCUGCAUGAUCCGCAACCUGCCCGCCGAGCACGACUACAUCCGCCAGGAGCUCGGCGAGAUCCGUGCCCAGGUCGAGCAGCGCUCCGUCAUGCAGAUGAGCCGCAAGCAGCAGUUCAAGAAGCUGUUUCAAAAGGGCACCCGCAACCGCAUGGCCGUCGGCAUGCUGCUCAUGUUCCUCCAGUCUUUUACUGGUGUCAACAUUAUCACCUACUACGCGCCCCGCAUCUUUGAGACGCUGGGCAUCGCGGGCACCAGCACCAAGCUCUUCUCCACGGGUCUCUACGGCUGCUUCAAGACCCUGGGCAUGUGCACCUUUACCUUUUUCGUGGUCGAAAAGGUCGGUCGCCGCAACGGUCUCCUCUGGGGCGCGGCUCUCGGCUGCAUCCCGAAGCUAGUUUGCUCUGCCGUGCGAAUGCAUCCAGUACAUGCUGCAUGCACCUCGUCAAUGUCGUGCAUGUAUGUGAUGCUCGCUGGACGCGCUCGUCAUGUCAUCUCCACGAACCGGGUCCAAAUUGGCUGGACUCGAGAGGCGAGAACUGCCGAUGUCGACGCCACCAUGCAGUUGCUUGCACGAGUCACGACGUUAUCUCGAUAG
Molecule: messenger RNA, 1293 nt
Organism: Emericellopsis atlantica
Lineage: Eukaryota; Fungi; Ascomycota; Sordariomycetes; Hypocreales; Bionectriaceae
Product: MFS quinate transporter QutD
Exons: 3
Coding region: 1-1293 (430 amino acids)
Biological process (GO): transmembrane transport; carbohydrate transport
Cellular component (GO): membrane
Molecular function (GO): carbohydrate:proton symporter activity
Source: RefSeq, a predicted model, not a curated record